Messenger RNA from Rotaria socialis, 1605 nucleotides. The record is from the annotation of a GenBank genome assembly. NCBI's taxonomy places the organism in Eukaryota, Metazoa, Rotifera, Eurotatoria, Philodinida, Philodinidae.
AUGAAUUGGUCAAAUAUUAACUUUCUUGAUCUACCUAAUGAAAUAUUAUUUAUCAUUUUAAAAAAACUUGACAAUAUGGAUGUUCUCUAUUCGUUAUUGAACGUCGAUAAUCAACGACUUGAUAUGGUAGUACAAGAAAAAAUGUUCACCGAGAAUCUCAACUUCAUAAUAACAACGUCUACUGGUGAAAUUUUUCCGAUUGCUGAUAACAUCAUUGAUCGAUUUUGUAAAAAUAUAUUGCCAAGAAUUAAUAAUAAUAUUAAAUCUCUUAUUCUUGAAUCAGGAUCAAUGGAACGUAUUCUUCUUGCUGCCAAUUAUGCUAAUCUAACUGAAAUUAAACUUUUCAAUUUCACUGACAAAAUCUUCUCACGUUACUUUAAAGUCAACUCACCAUUUCAUCGUAUUUUUCCACAGCAAAUUACAGAUCUAAUCCUUGUUUACAAACAAAGUCAUCACAUAUUUUCAAUGGAACAAUAUACAAACGAAUUACACAAAAAUAUUUUUAAUUUUUUCAAAAAUCUACAACAUCUAUCACUUAAUGAAUCAUGUUUAUUUUUAUCAUUUCGUAAUUUAUCUUUAAGAACUUGUUCUUCUUCAAAUCUUAAGAAAUUAUGUAUUGCUGUAAAACGUUUUGAUGAUUGUCUCGCUUUACUUGAUGGUCGUCUCAAGGAGUUGACUACGUUUAUUCUUGACAUUUGUACUGUGAAUGAUAAUAUAUCAGCUGUUUACAAUAUGGAUGAUCUACCUAAUUUGAAAUGCUUUUCAUUGAUAUGUGAUUGCUCAGGAAAACAAUAUGAUAGUAAAAUUGUACCUCUUCUUCGUCGUAUGUUCAAUCUUGAAGAAUUAACUUUGAAUAUUAUAAUUGAGAAUCGAACUAGAUUUAUUGAUGGUACUCAUCUUAAAAAUGAAGUUUUUGCUCGCAUGCCAUGGCUUUAUAAAUUUACUUUUCAUAUCAGUACCGAAACUAAACUUCAACAUUUAGUUCAUGGCUUAUCGAGCGAUGAUAUUCAACAAACGUUUAGUAACAUUGGAUAUAAACAAGUGGCCUGUAUCAUAAACCAUUGUUAUACAAAUGCAGAUUGUCAUGUUUUUUCAUUACCACCUGUGUUUGAUACUCUCCAUUCUAUUGGUAAUACAUUUCCCUCCAUCGUUUUCAGUUACGUUACGUUUUUACUGAUUCACGAUGAUGUUCCAUUCAAGCAUGAAUUUUUUCUUCAAGUAGCCAAGUUUUUUCCAUCACUUAAAAGAUUGAAUGUUUUGAAUAUAAAAUCAGAGUCACAAAUAUCAGACAAUAUUGCCUCUACCGAUAAUCAAUUGUCUUCAAUUGUUGAAUAUCCUCAUCUUAUUUCGCUUCAUCUCGGUCUAUCUCAUACUGAUUAUUACGAGCAAUUUCUUAAUAAUACAAGAACACAUCUACCUCGUCUAACUCAAUUAAAAGUCAAUUAUACACGAUUAACGUUUGUAACAGAAAACUUUACAAGAGAUGCAACUCGGCUCAACUGUACUAAUGUAAAACGGCUAUUGAUUCGUGAACAACUAGUACAUUCGAAAGAUUUUUAUAUCUACUUUCCUGUUGUAACUUCGUUUUUGCACCCGCUAGAUUAA